UCUUGUCAAAUGGCUAAUCUCUCAUUGUUAGUGGCAGUUUUAGCUCUUUCACUUUCAGCUGUCUUAGCAGCUGAUCCUAGUGCUCUCCUAGAUUUCUGUGUGGCAGACCCAAAAGGCCAAGUGUUAGUGAAUGGUUUGGUAUGCAAGGAUCCUAAACUUGUUGAAGCAAAUGACUUCUUCUUUAGUGGAAUAGACAUAGUUGGCAACACUUCAAACACUGUUGGGACUAAAGUGACACCAGUUUUUGCAACUCAGCUACCAGGAUUGAACACUCUUGGCGUCGCCAUUGCUCGCAUUGACUUUGCACCAUGGGGCGUUAACCCUCCUCACGCGCACCCUCGUGGCUCUGAAAUCUUGACUGUUCUUGAUGGCACCUUAGAAGUUGGAUUCAUCACUUCCAACCCAGAAAACCGUCACAUUAGGAAAGUUCUACAAAAGGGUGAUGUGUUUGUGUUUCCCAUAGGACUCAUCCACUAUCAAAGAAAUGUAGGUUAUGGUAAUGCUGUUGCUCUUGUAGCUUUUGGCAGCCAGAACCCUGGAGUUAUCACCAUUGCUAAUGCUGUGUUCGGGUCUACUCCUGAAAUAUCUAGUGAUGUUCUCGUGAAGGCUUUUCAAUUGGAUAGCAAUACCGUGAAUUAUCUGCAGUCCAAAUUCUAG
This is a messenger RNA of Gastrolobium bilobum, 657 nucleotides long. Its product is annotated as putative germin-like protein 2-1. The record is from RefSeq and is a predicted model, not a curated record. The transcript is spliced from 2 exons. The coding region runs from base 10 to 657 and encodes 215 amino acids. NCBI's taxonomy places the organism in Eukaryota, Viridiplantae, Streptophyta, Magnoliopsida, Fabales, Fabaceae. Gene Ontology annotation, molecular function: manganese ion binding. Gene Ontology annotation, cellular component: cell wall.